UAUACCUUAUUAAAUCAAUGCUUGGUACGCGGCGGUAUGCCGUGAUCGUGGUUGAACUGACGCAUAACCUAUAUAAAGUAACUUACACACAUAUAUAUGCACAUAUACAUAUAUUUUGUAAAAUUUCAUCUUACAAAAUUAAUACAUCUAUUUAAAUACAAGGUAGAAAUAGACCUAUCAUCAAUUUUUAGUGAAAAUGGAUAUUCGUCCAAACAACACUAUUUAUAUCAAUAAUUUAAAUGAAAAGAUUAAGAAAGAAGAGUUAAAAAAAUCAUUGUAUGCUAUUUUCUCUCAAUUUGGUCAAAUUUUGGAUAUUGUGGCUUUAAAAACAUUGAAGAUGCGUGGACAGGCAUUUGUUAUUUUCAAGGAAAUAGCAAGUGCUACAAAUGCCUUGAGGUCAAUGCAAGGGUUCCCAUUUUAUGAUAAACCAAUGAGAAUACAAUAUGCUAAAACUGAUAGCGAUAUAAUUGCCAAAAUGAAAGGUACGUUUGCAGAACGUCCAAAGAAACCAAAGCGAGUUAUUCCAGUAGCAGAUGAAGAAGCUAAACGUGCUAAGAAACGUGCAAAAGAGCAAGCAAAACAUUCACAACAAAUUGGUUAUCAUGCCAGUGUACCUCAGCACCCAGGACUUGUUAAUGCUGCUGUUCCCGAACAACCACCUAAUCAGAUAUUGUUCUUAACAAAUCUACCAGAUGAAACAAGUGAAAUGAUGUUAUCAAUGUUGUUUAAUCAAUUCCCAGGCUUUAAAGAGGUACGAUUAGUACCCAAUCGACAUGAUAUCGCAUUUGUUGAAUUUGAAAAUGAAGUUCAGUCUGGAGCGGCAAAAGAUGCUCUUCAAGGUUUUAAAAUUACACCUUCGCAUGCAAUGAAAAUAUCAUUUGCAAAGAAAUAGGUUUGUAAUCUUUUUGUAUUCUUUAAACUAUGAAAAUCGAAAUAAGGUAUAAAAUAAACUACAUUUGUGCAAAAAUAAAUAUAAUCUUUGAUACUGAUCCAGAUUAUUUUAUUUCUAACUUUGCUCAGGCUAUAGUAUUUUACUUAAUGUCCAGCAUUAUUUUGCAAUGGAUUUAAUAAACACAAUGGCAUUGCAAUGUAAUUUACUAUAUUAUGGCAUAUACAUCUAUGCGAUAAGUUAUGCUAUAUAAUAUAUUGAGAUAUUUCAGUUUAAAAUUAUAUGUAGA
Molecule: messenger RNA, 1178 nt
Organism: Monomorium pharaonis (pharaoh ant)
Lineage: Eukaryota; Metazoa; Arthropoda; Insecta; Hymenoptera; Formicidae
Gene: snf
Product: U1 small nuclear ribonucleoprotein A
Exons: 3
Coding region: 197-892 (231 amino acids)
Biological process (GO): mRNA splicing, via spliceosome
Cellular component (GO): U1 snRNP
Molecular function (GO): U1 snRNA binding
Source: RefSeq, a predicted model, not a curated record